This is a messenger RNA of Lotus japonicus, 1564 nucleotides long. Its product is annotated as fasciclin-like arabinogalactan protein 10. The record is from RefSeq and is a predicted model, not a curated record. NCBI's taxonomy places the organism in Eukaryota, Viridiplantae, Streptophyta, Magnoliopsida, Fabales, Fabaceae. The transcript has a single exon. Gene Ontology annotation, cellular component: plasma membrane. Bases 103 to 1374 code for a protein of 423 amino acids.
ACCUCUUCACUCACACACUCUUCAUCACUCUCCACUCACUCACUAACUCACUUCACAACCCUCUCUCUCUCUACCACCGCCAUUGUCACCCAUUUCACCAAAAUGGGUAACUACUCCCCUUUCCUCUUCCUCCUUGCUCUCUCCCUCGCCGCCGCCGCCGCCGUCUCCGCCCACAACAUCACCGAGAUUCUCGCCGCCAACCCCGACUACAGCUCCUACAACUCCUUCCUCUCCCAAACCAAGCUCGCCGACGAGAUCAACAGCCGCCAAACCAUCACCGUCCUCGUCAUCCCUAACUCCGCAUUCUCCGCCAUCACCGCCUCCCACCCUCUCCCCGUCGUCAAGAACGUGCUCAGCCUCCUCAUCCUCCUCGACUACUUCGACAACACCAAACUCCACCAACUCACCGACGGCACCACACUCUCCACCACUCUCUUCCAAACCACCGGCACCGCCACCGGCAACGUCGGAUCCGUCAACAUCACCGACCUCAAAGGCGGCAAGGUCGCCUUCGGCUCCGCCGCACCCGGCUCCAAACUCGCCUCCACCUACACCAAAUCCGUCAAGCAAAUCCCCUACAACAUCUCCGUCCUCGAGAUCAGCGCUCCGAUCAUCGCUCCCGGAGUCCUCUCCGCUCCUCCGCCGUCUUCCUCCGUCAAUCUAACCGCUCUCAUCGAGAAAGCCGGUUGCAAAACGUUUGCGUCGUUAGUCCUCUCUAACGGCCUCAUCAAAACGUUCCAAUCUGCUGCUGACAAAGGCUUGACCAUCUUCGCACCGUCGGAUGAAGCUUUCAAGGCACGUGGCGUCCCUGAUCUGAGCAAGCUCACCAACGCUGAGGUAGUCUCGCUCUUACAGUAUCACGCCGUCGCUAAGUACCUGCCAGUUGGAUCCCUCAAAACCACCAAGGAUCCAAUCAGCACUCUCGCCACCAACGGCGCCGGGAAGUUCGAGUACACUGUCUCCGUCGCCGGCGACUCCGUCACUCUCCACACCGGCGUUGAUUCCUCCAGGGUUGCCGACACCGUGCUUGACUCCACUCCACUCUCGAUUUACUCUGUCGACAGCGUGCUUCUUCCACCGGAGCUUUUCGCGAAGUCGCCGUCUCCCGCUCCGGCGCCGGAGCCUGCUAGUGCGCCUUCUCCGGCUCCGGCUUCUGGUCCCUCCCCAGCUUCGGCUCCCUCGCCGCUUCCGGCGUCGCCUCCGGCUCCUGCAGGUGAGACUCCUGACGGUGCUCCGGCUGAUGCUCCGUCUACUGCGGCGGAGAGGAGCACUUCCGGCAAGUCUGCUGGUGUCACGGUGAAAGCUUCUGUGAUUCUCACCGUUACUGUAACUGCCUUGUCUGCUUUUGUGAUUUCAUCUGUUCUCAUGUCCUGAAUGGUAAUUUCAUAGCAUUUUUCUGUUAUUUUUGUAAUUUCGAGUUUUCUUUUAUUUUUUCUAUUUUCGUGAAUGUGAUUGGACUGGAGAAUUUUUUUGAUUUUAAUUUUUUUUGCUAUUAUAGAAGAAUUUAGGCUUGUACGUUGAGAUUUGAAUCGUGUAUGUGAAGCUUUUUUUUUGUUAUUUUUAA